GGGAGCGCGGGGCUGGAGGCUGCACAGCCACAGGACUAUCCCCUCCCGCAUCCCGGCGACACAGGAUUCCUCUUGUUCCUUUUCCCUUUUUUUUUUUUUCCCCCACCUCUCUUCAUCACUCUAAACGGGUCGAUUUAAUUGUUAUUAUUUCGUAGUUAUUUUGCUACCUGACUUUUACAUCUUGCUUCUUUUUUUCUUUUUUAUUUGAAAGCUCUGCUAAGACUUUUUUUUUUUUUUUUUUGAAAGCCUUAAAGGAAAAAAAUAAAGGCAAGCAAGGGAAAGAAGCCAGCAAGAGACUGAAAAGAGCAAGAGAAAGUGGCAGCUGAGAAGGACUGUGAAAUCACCUCCCCUUUCUCAGGCUGUCGAUCAGAGCGAGAGUUGUACAUUAUUAUUAUUGUUUUUCUUUCUACGUCUAUCUGUCCACAUACACAGGCAGAGAAAGAGACAAGUACUGACAGUGAAACUCGACGAGACCAGCCAUGGUAGCAAGGGCUCAGCCUGAUCGGAAACAAUUACCGCUGGUCCUACUGAGAUUGCUUUGCCUUCUCCCUACAGGGCUGCCAGUCCGCAGCGUGGAUUUUACCCGAGGUACCGAUAACAUCACCGUGAGGCAAGGGGACACAGCCAUCCUCAGGUGUUAUGUAGAAGACAGAAGCUCCAAGGUGGCCUGGUUAAACCGUUCCGGCAUCAUUUUUGCUGGAGAGGACAAGUGGUCCCUGGACCCUCGAGUAGAGCUGGAGAAGAGAAACCCCCUGGAAUACAGCCUGCGGAUCCAGAAAGUGGAUGUCUACGAUGAGGGGUCCUAUACGUGCUCAGUGCAGACACAGCAUCAUCCCAAGACUGCCCAGGUUUACUUGAUCGUGCAAGUUCCACCAAAGAUCUCCACGAUCUCCUCGGACAUCACCGUGAAUGAGGGCAGCAAUGUGACCCUGGUUUGCAUGGCAAAUGGGCGUCCUGAGCCUGUCAUCACCUGGAGGCACCUCACUCCUACAGGCAGAGAGUUUGAAGGUGAGGAGGAAUACCUGGAGAUCCUGGGGAUCACACGAGAGCAGUCGGGCAAGUAUGAGUGCAAAGCUGCCAACGAAGUUGCCUCAGCAGACGUCAAGCAAGUCCGGGUCACUGUGAACUACCCUCCCACCAUCACAGAGUCCAAGAGCAACGAAGCGGCCACGGGACGACAAGCCUUACUGCGCUGUGAGGCAUCGGCAGUGCCCACGCCUGAUUUUGAGUGGUACAGAGAUGAUACCAGGAUAAACAGCGCCAAUGGUCUGGAGAUAAAGAGCACGGGGAGUCAGUCUCUGCUGAUGGUGGCCAAUGUCACUGAGGAACACUACGGGAACUACACCUGUGUGGCUGCCAACAAGCUGGGGGUCACAAAUGCCAGCCUAUACCUUUACAGACCCGGCACAGGGAGAGUAGACAACGGCUCCAUGUGUUUGGCCGUCCCACUGUGGCUUCUGGCAGCGUCCCUGCUCUGCCUACUCAGCAAAUGUUAAUACAAAUCAGAAUUAAAAUAAUAAUAUUAAUAAUAAUUAAAAAAACAACACGACAACAACAACAACACACAAAACAAAACGCGUUAUACAGGAGACAGAGCGAAGAGAGGGGAGAGAGAAAAAAGAGGGGGGGAGAGAGAGAGACGACUGUUUCUUUCACAACUUUUGUGUGUUCAGGAGCGAAGAGGGGGGAGAGGAAAAAUUACAGCAAAGAAGACUCAGCAACAUUUAAUCCAAAACCUGAAAAGCCGGCUGUCAAGUCAUCGACUGCCUAGGUGGCAACACGAAGCGAGGGAGAGAAUGGGGCACCAGCAAGGAUCGUGUCGCCGGAGGAUGCUGCAAUGUAAACAAUCCAACAAAACCUGCAAAGCCAAUCAAACAGAAGAUCCCUUUUCUUUUCUCUCCUCCUUCCUCUUUUCCAUACUCCCUCACUUUCCUUCCUUCCUCCUCUUUCUUUCUUUUGCAGAAAGAGGUCUUUGCUUCGGUGUCUAUAGCCAUUUAACUUUUUGGAUGCCCUGGGUCAUUUUUGUGAGCUAAUGCUCAGCCAGUUCAUACUUUUAAAAACAAAUUAAAAAAAAAAAAAAAAGAGGAAAAAAAAAAACAACAAAAAAAAAAAAGCCACAAACCAGAGCAAGUCACCUGAAGCUCUCUGCACACUGGUGUCCUGUGAAGAACCCCUUCUUCUCUUCACUUCACCCUGCGCUCAUGUGCACCCAGCCCUUGCUAAACACCUUCUUUCCUGUCCCCUUCCUUCAUGCAACAUCACCCCCACAGGCCUGAACGAAAGCUGUGUCAACUCUACUGAAAGCCUACUCUUCUUUUUUUUCUUUUCAAAUCCUCUUCCUUCCCCCUCUCUCAAUUCAACCAGGUGUCUUUUUCCUGUGUUUGCCUGUGUGUGUGCGUGCAUGCAUGUGUGGCUCUUGCUCUGUCUUCACUCUCUCUCUCUCUCUCUCUUUCUCUUGCUCUCUCUAAGCAUGCAAAACGAACAGUCCAUGUGUACAUAUGCUCAUCCUGUUGUAGAUAAUGUCCUGCCUUGUAAGUGUGAGACAAGAUGCAGAGAGAUCACUUAGAGAGAGAAGAAGGGUGAGGAGAGAGUGGGGCAGCUGCAACACAGGUUCACAUUGUGUCCCCCCUCUCCUGUGUCCUCACUGUUUUUUUAUUUUCUGGCUACCUUGCUUGCAAGAGUCAGUCUGCACCCUUGUCUAGGCUUUUUUUCCUCUCCCACCUCCAACCUGUUUGGCUCUCAGCUUCCAGCAUAGUAGUACCAGCAUAGCAGCCCAUGCUAUGCAUGAGUGCUUGCACACACGCAUAGGGGUGUGCACUCAUGUGCAAUUGUCCAAGCAAGCAGAAGAAACCAGGACUGGCCUACAACACUAUGGACUGAAGAGUGCAGCCACCAUUCCUCCUGGGGAUGGGAGGCUGGGCCGGUGCGAUACGAGUGAUGAGAUCUUGGACGCCACCAAGCAGCCAUUCCUUUUAGGUAUAGUGGGCAUAAGAACGAUACCUCAACAUGAAAACCACAAUCUGGUCAUUCCUAACCAUUUUGGUAGACAUGCAAAAAUAGAGCCAAUACCCUUUUUUUGUUGCUUUUGUUGUUUUUGUUCUUCCUGUCCUCCCCGGUAUAAAAGGAAAUGUAGGCUGUGUAAGGUUGAGAGUGUGUGUGUAUGUUUGUGUGUGUGUGCUGUACACUGCUGCUAUUGCAAAACUCACAGCAAAUUCCACAUUUGAAAGAAAUUGGUCCAGAAAAUGGCCAGGACCUCUGAAUGAAAGAAAUAAAACAAAUGUCAGGUCCAAAAUCCUGGGCUCACAAAGAAGGAGCUUAAAAUGUUGAAGCAAAGAAGCAGGCAGCACAAUUUCCCCUGCUCUUCUCUUACCUGAAGGGUAAGAGUUGUCUUGCUGGAGAGUGCCCCACACUUCCCAUAGCAGAAUCACAUACAAAGGUUCCAACAGGGCAGACUUUGGUGGUUCCCAAGUGAGGAGGUGAGAAACAGCUGUGAGAAGCAGGACUGAGGAAAUGCUGGGUGGUGGCUGGAAUUCGCCACACCAACACAAGGUCUGCUGCAGGAGCCAGAAUGAGCAGGGGCUGCAGUGCCUGUGAGUGGGUCGGGGCAGAGGGGAGAGGACUCUUGUGUCCCCCGGCAGGCCUUUUUUGGAGAGAGGGGUGUGCAGGGGAGAGCUUGAUUUAGCCCACUGAAGUCGAGUGACCACCCCACGACAGCACAGUGUUUUACAGGCGCUCAGCUUUCAAGCAGCAGCCCGUUUGCUGCUCUCUGCCCCGGGCGCUGGGGCAGGGGCAGCACGCUUGGCAGCCGUGCUCACAUGCGGGCAAGGGGGAAACAGCUUGGCCUCGGAGUGUGAGCAGGGAAUACCCGCCAGGUGUUCCCCUGCCAGGAAGGAAAGUGGGAAUUGCUGCCUGCGAGCCCGUCCCCACCUUUGCGAGGGUGGGGCACAGCGCGGUGAGGCUGCUGCGGCGCUUUCGCCCUGCGCUGCGGCUCUGCCGGCGCUGCCCCCUCGCUGCUGAGCUCAGCUGUUCCAAGAAGCAGCAGGCACGCAAUUAAGCAGGCAGUCAAAACCUCCUCCCAGGCAGCCAGGAGUGCGAGGAAAUUUAUUAAAGAGAGACACGAGAGGCUGAAGUUUGGGCGUUUACGAGAGUUGGCGUAGAUCUGCUGUGGGAUUGGAUGGUGAUAAUUUAUGUUCCUCCAGACCCCAAAGCCAUACCUGCAAGAGGGCGCAAGUCGAAAGUGGGCAACUGGUGCUUGAAAUCCAUACAAAACAUCCAGGGAUGGCUCCCUCCCUCCAAAAUAGGGCAGUCAUUGAUGGGAUUUGGGCAUGUCCUUUGGUACGUGUCAGCCCACGAAAAAAUGCCCUGCAUCCUUCAGAGCAUUCAGACAUCCCAGUCCUCAUGCCUAACAUUCAGGAGGGCCAUCUAAUUCAGAGUCUUAGUAACAAGUCCAGAUUUUCUGCUGCAGCAGGCCUCCUCUUUCCCCUGGUACAGCAGUAAGCUGAUCCUGGUCCCAGAAGCCAGGUCUGGGAGCUGCACCCUUUCCUGCACACUGGCACGAGGGAAACACCACACUGCUCUUUCUCGGGGCUGUACCCACGCCUGGAUUUAUUGGCACAGGCUUGUUGAAAAAGGGGGGCAGCCUGCAGUGUCUUGCUGUGACAGGCUGCUCCUAAGGGCUGAGUCCAGCCCACUUCAGGUUCUUUGAUGUCAACCCAGUUGCUAUGGUAGCACCUGUCCCAUGUGUUCUCCGCAUGUGUUUUUGUCACCGUGGGGUCACUCCUGGGCACUGGGGUCACACACAUCAGACCCCUAAGGUGUGGUGGUGCUCAUCAUGUCCCAGCACCUCAUUAUCUCACAUCUGUUUUGGUUCAAAAGAGUUCUGAGGAGUUUUUUUUUUUUUAAAUGUCAAGGCACAGAGGCGUAUGGUUAAAAGGGAAAUAUCUCACUAAAAGCAGUGCAUCCAUUUUUUAAGCCAUCUGAGGAAACAGCCCCAGCCCUGGUGCUGGGAUCUGGUCUUUCCUCCAGGCUCUGGGCAGAUCUUUUCCUCUGUUGUACGGCUGCAAAGCAGGGUGAAAGCCAGUUAAUUGCAGACCUCUCUGAGAAAAGCCACCACCACCAAGUAUGCCUGUUGUCUGCAGAAGUGCAGAGAACCCCACUCCUGGCAAUGUCUGUUCCUAACAGGGCUGGGGGAAUGGUGGGUAGGUUGGAGCUUGAUUUUCUCCAAUAAUCUAAUCCUGUGAGUUGGUGUGUGCCUCACAGGGUGCUGUAAAAACCCCCCUCUUUCUCCUGAACUCAAGCUGAACUCAAGCCCUCCUGAACUUUGAGGAACUGCUUGAAGCACCUGUCAAGAGGUGAGCCCAGAUGAAUAUAGGAAACCCAGGCAAGGUCUAAUGCCUUUUCCCAUUCUUUCUGCCCUCCAUCCUCUGACGGAGAUGUUGCAAUGGCUUUUCUCAUGUCUCAGGCCCUUCUCUCUGAAACUGCUUCUCCUCAUCAUCUCUUUUCUCCAUUUAUGUUGCUAUCUUUCCCAUCACCUCCCAAAAAGCUGUGUUCUUGCUUCCUGCUGCCUCUCAGCUGGUUUGGGACCAGGGAAGAUGGGAGUUUGGAAUGGGACACCAGUUCCUCGAGCUUGUCAGUGUAAUUGUGUUUGAUUGAUGGAGAUUUAACAUUUAGUGUUAUAAAAAGAUACGAACAAAAUGGAAAAAAAAAUUGUAUUUCUUCUACUGGUUUGUAAAUAUUACAAGAGUUACAUGAGAUGUCUGGUAAUGUCCAAGCAGAGGAACAAAAAACUUAGAUUUCAUAUAUGGCCCCAUAAUUGCUAGCAGAUUUCUAACCCUUUUCAGAUGACCGAGAGGAGGGGUGAAGGCAAGUCUUUCUGAAAGGAACUGGACAGGGGGAACACAGCCACCCUGAGCCACAUGAACUCCACACAUGAUUGUAGCAUGUUGCUUGGAGCGUGUGCCUGGUCAGAUGGAAAACGAAGCAAACGCCUGUCUCUGAACGGCUGGGAAGGGCGACGUGGGAUGCUCCAGCCGACACCUGUAUCUUGGCAGAUGUGUUCAUUUCUGUUUCUUUGCAGCCCCACACUCGUGGGCUCCUUGCUCAGUGACGCACCCUCUCCUCCUCCCCUGUACCCGCUUUCUUCACCAGUGAAGUUGUGUCGCCCCAUGCUAGCCCCGAGUGCAUGUGAACGUGCCAUUCAUGGAGAUUUCAUUGGUGACAUGCAUUGUGUCAAGAGUUAGUCUUUGUCUGCACAUCUUUCUCACACCACUGACUGUUCACCACUUGGGCAGAUCGCUCGUGCACUGCUGCUUGCCCCACUGUUGGUCAAAGAACAUCCAAGCCUCGCCAGCUCUUCUUAGCUCCAGGUGCAUCCAGACCAUGCCCCCGGGCCACCAGGCAACCCCUCUCUGAAAGUCCAAGCAUGCAGCAUGGACAAAGCCACCAUCAAAAUCCAUGCGGUCUCCAGGCUGAGUGGAAGCUACACACCUGGAAGGAAUUUGGGGAAGCACCAGAAAGCCCUGAUGAAACAAGAAGAUCUGGGAAGUCGGAGGAGUUAUGCUAGAAUCCUUCCCAGCCCCACCAGCAGAUGGUAUUUCAGCUCAAUUUUUAUGCAGCGUUUCAUCACUUCACCAUUCCCUGGUGAGGGAAUCUAUGGGCACAGGGAAACAGCUCACAGCUCUUCUCCUUCCAACCCCUCACACCUCUGCUUCCUCUCCUCCAAGCACACUGACCUGCAGCCCAAAUCAUCAUGGUGCUUGAUGUGAUGUAGCAACUGACAUGGGGGAUGGCUGACCAAGGCAGUAUGGCAGAGGAGGUGCCAGGGGGGCGAGCAAUUCUCUCUCUCUCUCUCUCUCUCUCUCUAUCUAUCUCUCUCCUGAUGGUGCACAAUCUUACUGCUUCUCUGACUCAAGGACACAAAACUUCUUGAGUUAGGGAUGCCAGGACCAAACUGUCCUAUGGGAGGAGCAAAACUUGAGGCAGGGAAGUGAUGGAGAAGCUGGAUGGUAAUUUCCACAAUGUGAUGCCGGUGGAAAAUAGUAUGGAUGAGUGCUGUCCAUCAUCCAUGCACAGAACUCUCAGGUUCACCAGCGAGGAGACCAUGGCCUCUCAAUGCUAAUCUUAGAGCGGCUUCAUUUCCAGUGGGAUGCCCAGAAGAUGAUUUCUUUUUAAUUGCAUGACUCUGCUGACUAAGAGCUGUGUCACACCACUAAAACCUCUUUCACUUUUCCUUCUUGUAACUUGCUAGAACAGUGAUCGGACAGCUCCCACAGCCCCCAAAUUUUGCCUAAUGGUUGGCUCCCAUUAGGGCAGCAUAUGGUGCUUGCUUGUUGGUUCGCUCGCUGUGACAGGGGAGCAGAGCUCAUCUUGGUGAGAGCACGUCGGUGUGGUCCUCUCUACCUCUGUGGGUCACGGUGAUGGAGUGAGGUGAGGAGACCUGCCCAGGCAGGCCUUGGGUGAGAGGAGCAGCGCUCCUAACUAGCCCAGGCUGGUGGGAAGCAAAGGGUCCUUCACUUGCUGCAGGCUUGUGUUAGCUGGUGCCACAGCAGCUCAGACUGCACUGCAAGACUUGUAGAAGAGCCCAGGCAGUGGAGAAGGAGUGGGCAGUGACAGGGGGACAUGACUGCAGCACAGGUGGUGGGGGCUGCAUGAGCAGCAGGGCUCCUUGGACAAUGCAGCUGGUGAAGGGGCAGAGAUUGCAUCCCAGGAGGGCCCUUCUUUCCCUGGCUGUCCUCACGGUGCAUCAGGAGCUCCCUCCCGGCCUCCCAGGGCAUGCUCACCAUGCAGCAAAAUGGGCCUCAGUGAGUAAAGCAGUGUGACACCACGGUGGCUCCAGCCGCGUCCUGAGGAAAGGGGUGCGAAUGUUUCUGUACACAACAGAGGGGUCACGAGCAAGGCCUACCGAGGAGCCAGCCAGUGAGGAGAGCAUGUCCCAGGCAGGGCUGUCCUCCUCCAGAAUUGUGACAUUUGGUCCCCAUUCAGCCACGCACAGGUGCAUACGCACACGCCCGCCAGCUCCACCGCGCACCUGCUACAGGAGCGCUCCCGGGGCGCUCUCCUUCCCCACGCUCUCCAUCACGCACAGCCAGGCAGGCGCUCGGCCACCUGCUGCUGGCGGUGGCUCUGUCUGCCACACACAGCUACGUUGUGAGCUCCUGAGGAACCGGGAGAAGGCAUGUGUGUGCCUGUGCCUGCGGGAGCACACGUGUGUGCCAGGAAAGGGAGGAGGGGGCACGGAGCGGGAACCUGCCUCCGCGGUGCCACCGUCGCCUCCCAAAAUCAUUCAACCUUCCCAGCUGGAGCCAAGAUUCAUCCUCUAGACCUUGAGAAUGAAGGCCAGUCCCUUCUUCUUGCUACACGGUGGGGUGGUUAGAACUCUCCUCAUUAACAGUGUUAUAUACAUAUAAAUAUAUAUAUAUAUCUAUAUCUUUAUAUAUAUUUUUCCCCAGCACUGUAGACAUGAGCUGAACUUCUCUUUAAUGAAACGAGAAAAUGGCCAUUUUAUUUUUUGCCAUUGUUUUGGUUUUGAAACUAGCUCUGUGAAAGAAAGUUUUAAAAGCGCAAGUGUGUGUGUAAAAGAACCAAUCAAAAAAAUUAAACAACCCAAGAAACAAUGAACAAAACCCAGUGAUGGAAUAAAAAAAAAAAAAAGAAGCUUUUUAUUUUUUCUUUUCUCAAUGUAUUUAACUUCUGUUAUCUCGUUUCUGUUUCUUUACAUGUAUGAAUGCUCUGCUCUUCUGUGAUCUUAAAAAAAA
Molecule: messenger RNA, 8753 nt
Organism: Pseudopodoces humilis (Tibetan ground-tit)
Lineage: Eukaryota; Metazoa; Chordata; Aves; Passeriformes; Paridae
Gene: LSAMP
Product: limbic system associated membrane protein
Source: RefSeq, a predicted model, not a curated record